GAGAAAAGUGAUAACUAUUUUUAUUUGAUAACGCAAUGUUAACAAGAGAACUGCAAUAAUACAGGUGCCUGUAACGACGUCUGACUUAGUUUUAUAAAAGAAGAGUUACAAAAAAAAAAAAAAAAACGUAGGAAAAGACAUGGGGUGCAAUACUAGCAAGGAGAGCGUUCAACCGGCGGUGGACGAAGCGAAGGAAGGUGAUUCCGUCAAGAACGGGGAUAUCUCAAAAGCGGCCGAAGAUAGUGCAACGAACGCGGAGUCCUCGGACAAGGAGAAAGAAAACGACACGGAGGAGGAAAAACAGAAAGAGGCAGCAGCCACGAAAAUACAAGCAGCUUUUCGUGGGCAUCACGCUAGGAAAAGUCUAAGAGUAUCGGAAACAGCGUCGAAGCCAAAAACUGACGAAGAAUCUACGGAACAAUCCACGAAAGAGCAACUGGAAGAGGAAUUCCCUACCGACGACCAGGAGCUCUGUGACGCGGCGAAGAAGAUACAAGCGACUUUCCGGGGCCACAUGUCGAGAAAGGAACAAGCCACCGCUGCCGCCAAAUCGGCGAUCAACAUGGUCGAGAGUGCGACUGCCAAGAUAGAGGAAAAGAUGCAGGAUGCCGUACACGAAUUAGAGGGGAUCGAUCUGGCUGAUCCAGACCUGCAUAAGGCAGCGACUAAGAUCCAAGCGAGCUUCCGCGGUCACAAGGUCCGUCAGGAAGUCAACAUCCAUUCUACUGCCGACGACUCUAAAAAAUAAGACGCUUACUCAAAACGCAGGGAUGACGCCGGGAGAUAGAAUAUUAUUACUUAUUACAGUCAGUGCCAUUCUUAACAGGUUUCGAACGCCAUCCCCUAUUUCUUGUACCUUAUAAUGUAGCAUCCGUGAAUUAGUAAGAUAUGCGCGUUAAUAAUAUACGAGGCAUUCCAAGAGAAAAGCCGAACAACGGACAGCCGAACGAGAUUUGAUUAUCAGUUCACCUCGGACCGCUAGUUGUAAACAACGAUACCGUUUAUUUUACGUUAACAAUUAAUCCAGCCUUCGCCCGGGACCAGUGAGAUUUAAGCGCUUUCUACUUUGGCUAAACUGAGAAUCUUUCAAACGGAAGUAUUUACAGGCUGAGGCAUAUAAAUGGGAAUACCUAAAUAUCCUCCUAUCGUUUAUGAAUAUAUUAAAAAAAAAAAGUUUUCUGGAACAAAGUUACACUGUGUAAAGAAAAGCUAUAUGGCAAAUAAAAAAGUUUGUUCCUUGAGUCGAUUCUUAUAAUCGAUUUUGAGUACAUUCCACAUAAUUCGCUGUAACGUUAAACUAUUCUCAUACUAUCGACUUGUACUUACAUUUUUUAUGAGUUAUUACUGCCAUACGUGGGCAUCGAGAGACAUACAGGCAGAGUUUUCAAGACAUUGUUUUCAAGGGGCUUUUCAAGACAAUUGAUAAAAUACACCUUAUAUAAAACGUUAUAAUAAGAAAAAGAUAAGACGAAGAUAAAGAGAAAUAAAAGAGAACGGACAGUUUCCUAUAUACAGUUUCCUAUAUAAUACUCAACAUAAAUUGUGAUUCACAAGAAGAACAGUAUGACAAAUAUGCAAAGUCCUCGUAUCUGGUAGGUAUGUUAAGCGGAACAGAUAGAGUAUAACUUUGACGUCCUGCGCAUGAUAAAUGGAGCAUACAUUAAGAUGUACCAAUAUCAAUAUGCAUGUUAACUUUUAUAAGUUCCUGUAUCCUAUGUAAAAUAAACGGUAUGGUUGUAACGUUUCCAAUUCUAAAGUUAACAAUGAAAGUCUGUUUUUCGAAUACUCUUUAUUAUGACACACAUAUAUUUGAAGCACGUUUUUAAACAUUUAAAACAGAUUUUAUUUAUUUGUCCUUAAUUUUUUUUAAUAUCGUUGAAACGGAAUGUGAUAACUAAAAGUAUAUUUCUUGAUUGCACUUUUUACAUUUUCCAUUUUACAUUUUCUUCUUUGAUAUCUUUCUCUCUCUUUGUUCUCUUUCUCUAUCUAAGAUAUUAAAUGUAUAUUUGUUUCAUUUUUUUGUUUCAUGUAAGGAAAGUGUAAAAAUGUGUAUGAUUGCUUCUCUUUUGAGAGUUUGGAAAAAGCAUAUUGAUAUCUAAGGAUAAAAUAAAGAGGUGGUUAGUUUUGAUCGUCACAUUCUUCAAUUCAUUAUAUUUAGAAAGAUUGUAAAUUUAGAAAUUUCCUCAUAAUGCUGAUUACAUAUAAAAACAAUUGAGAGAAAAAAUUCCAAACUCUUAAACACAAACAUAAUUUUACAAAUUUUUGACGAAAAAUAUUGUAUUUUAUUAUCGUAUUUUACGUUAUUAAUGCAGUAGAACUUCUAUUUGACGCAAAAUAUGACAUAUUUAAAUUGCAAUUAAAUUGCAAUUUACAUGCAUUUAAAUUGCAAAGUAAAAUUUACAGAUUUAUUAUAAACAUAUGAAUCUAUGAAAUUCCUUCUUGAAAUCUUUUCGAUAUUAUUCACCUUACGCAAGUGAUUCUUUCAGAUGCAUUCACAUAUUGCUAUCUUCAAAGCAUCAAAGAUAAUGUGCUUGAAAAUAUAUACGUACGAUUCAUCGGCCUAUUGUCAAUAACAAAAUAAUUAUAAAACAAACGUUAAUUGAAGUUCUACUGCAUCGAUUAAAAGCGUGCGUAAUAUACAAAAUUUAUAGUUGCUUAAAAAGGACUACAAAAGCCUCGUUAAAAUAACGAGUGUAGUCUUUUUAAUAAUGAUAAUUUUGAGCUUAUUUGCUCAAAACCCUCUUGUACCAAAGUUAAAAUCGAGGUUGUAUGUGUAUAAUUUUUAUGUUUUCUUUAUUUAAUGUAAUAUAUAGCGGAAUUUUUUCUAAAUAUCGACAGCUACCUCCAACUUUGUUGCGAUCUAGUCCAUUUUUCAUGUAAAUUAGUGUAUCGAUGUACCCUUGAAAUGGGAAUUUAUUUUAUCAGGCCUAAAAGAAACUCAUUUGCGCUGCUAUCGAUCACUUCUUGUAUGUGAUUAUAGUAACGAUCGAUCAGCAUGCGAUUCAAGAUGCAUAGUAUGAAGCAGCGAAUCAGCAGCUAAACUACUACAAACGAUUGUUUAUUCUUCAAUGCUAGCUUUAUUCGUCCACAAGGCAGGGUACUGCGAACUUUUAUUAUUUUCACAUUCGUCCACGUGUUUUUCUACAAAGCGAAUAAUUAUUUCUACCUUCUAUAUUUGUAAUUUAAUAACGAUAUUUAUACCGAUUUUGCUGGCGAAUUAUGUAUUAAAUAAUAUUACGCGACAUACGCCUGUAUUACACGUUUCUAACGCUGACUAUGAGCAAUAAUUACACGUAUUUAUUGUGUCAAAAUUUCGCAAAUUUAGCAAGUAUCAUAUUAUGCAAGUAAUAAACGUUGUACGAGUAUUAAACGUAUCGCGGUAAUAUUGAAACUUUCUCAAAUAUAAUAUGUACUAUUCUACGCGAUAUCUCUACGCGAUGGAUAUAUAUUGAUUGCAAUGGUACGUGCAGCUAUUGUUCAGAAGCAAGCAGAUAUAAAAGAGAUAGUCAUCUUUACAGCAUGUCUGAAUUUCCAAUAUUUCCGAUAUUUUAUUUAUAAUUCCCGAUUCCCGAUAUCGCUAACUUUUAGCUUCUAAGAUCGAAUUUGGGAUUUUGCAAUCGCAAAUUCCCUUUCCCCCUCCCCCCGCCCGAUUUCCCGCAGAGGGUUCCCGUGGAUAUUUCCAAUAUUUCCAUUCCCGUAGUUAUAUAUCCACAGAUUAUUAUUUACUACCGAUACUACCUAAUUUUCGAAUUUUACGAAACGAAUAUUGUCUUGGAUCACACAUUACUCAUAGGUUAUUGACAAUUGUCGCUUGUAGAAAAUUAAAGAGAAGCUUCGGUAUCGUCGAAAAUGAUCUAUGAUCGAGUAACGUUGUCCAGUUUACGUGUUGUCGGCGUGGACACUGCGAGUGAAGAAUUUAUUUAUUGUAUCGAAUUUUAAUGUAUAGAGAGCAACGUUGCGACGGAUAAUAGGCAUUCUUGUCGAUACGCUACUUUACCACGUAUGAAUAGUUUAGCCAUGCACAAGAACAAGUUGUGGUAAAAUAUAUUGUAAGAAAUAUAAUAAAAAAACGACCUACCGCGAUGAAGCGGGCGGUACAUUACAUGUAA
Pogonomyrmex barbatus (red harvester ant) is the source of this 4109-nucleotide messenger RNA. It is a transcript of the gene igl, whose product is annotated as IQ calmodulin-binding domain containing protein igloo. Gene Ontology annotation, molecular function: calmodulin binding. NCBI's taxonomy places the organism in Eukaryota, Metazoa, Arthropoda, Insecta, Hymenoptera, Formicidae. The record is from RefSeq and is a predicted model, not a curated record.